Molecule: messenger RNA, 1416 nt
Organism: Nicotiana attenuata
Lineage: Eukaryota; Viridiplantae; Streptophyta; Magnoliopsida; Solanales; Solanaceae
Exons: 3
Coding region: 1-1416 (471 amino acids)
Source: RefSeq, a predicted model, not a curated record
AUGGCAGGUAAUGAAGAGCGUCCGGUGAUAGAAGCUGCAAGGCCCAAUCUGGCUCUUAUGACUCAGGGGAUUGUGAAGCCUGAUAUCAUGGGUCACUUUGAAGUCAAACAGUACAUGACUGAUGAGGUGUUGGGUCACACUUUCGUUGAUAGGUUGGAUGAGGCAGCAAAGAUGAAUCUUGACCUAGCAUGUGGGGGUAGCUGCAUGGCAACACCGUAUAGUGAGAUCCAGAUCCUGCUAAACAAUUUCACUACUAAUGAUAAUAAUUGGAAAAGAGAUGGGGAACCACGAAGAUCACUUACACAAAAGGCAACGGGGGUGAUCGAGCUUGAUGACUUCUCAGCAAUGAGGACAGAAAUAUCGAGAUUAGCUAAUCAGAUGAAUAAAAUGACAAUGCACCAUGCACAACAGAUGCAACAUGUGCAACAGAUGUCUACUUGCUGCGAGUUAUGUGAUGAAGGUCACACAAGUGACAUAUGCCCCGAGAAUCCUGAAUCCAUCUACUACGUGGGGCAACAAGCUAGAGGUCCGAUGAAUCAAAAUGCUCAAUAUGGUAACACAUACAAUCGGAACUGGAGGAAUCAUCCUAACUUCUCUUGGGGUGGAAAUCAGAAUAUCAAUCCUCAAGCGAAUUACAAUCAUCCACCUCAACCUCCACAGCAAGCAGAAGAGACUUUGACUGACAUGAUGAAAAAGCUCUUGAUAGACAAUCAGCAAUUGCGCACAGAGUUCAGAAAUCUAGAGAGGCAGUUUGGGCAAAUGGCUAACAAUCUAAAUACUAGACCUGCUGGAGUUCUCCCGAGUGAUACUGAACCUAAUCCUAAGGCUCAAGUCAAUGCGGUUACCUUGAGAAAUGGAAGAGAAUUAGAAGAAGUUCCAGAGAAAAGGAAGUAUACAGCUAGACAUGAAGGAGAAUUAGUUCCUAAGCCCGUUGAGGAGAAUAAGAAAGAAAAGCCAGAAAUUGUGACAAGGCCACCACCUCCGUUUCCACAAAGAUUGCAAAAGCAAAAAGAUGAUGCUAUGUACAAGAAUUUUUUAGAUAUUUUGAGCCAUGUGAGUGUGAAUUUGCUUUUGGUGGAAAUUUUGCAGGAAGUGCCUAAGUAUGCAAGGUAUCUCAGAGAUAUUGUGGCAAAUAAGCGAAGACAUACGGAGUUUGAAACAGUUGCACUUACUGAAGAGUGUAGUUCCAGGAUUCAAAGUAAACUCCCUCCUAAGUUGAAGGAUCCUGGGUGUUUCACAAUUCCUCUGUCUCUUGGAAACAAGAAGUUGUUGGCUGAUAAGUCACUAGUUAUGCCAGAAGGAAUUAUUGAGGAUGUGUUAGUUCGAGUGGGAAAGUUUAUUCUUCCUGCUGAUUAUAUUGUUCUUGAUUACGAGGCGGAUGAGGAAGAACCCAUUAUUUUGGGCGACCAUUCUUAG